GCGGAAGUUACUUAAAAAGAGUAGGUUGCCUCCCAUAAAAUUCGACGAUAUAUCCACGAACUUUGUCUUUGGUCGAAGCAAUCAGUCUCUAUUUAAAAAAUGCCGAAAGUAAAAAGAAGUAGAAAGCCUCCACCGGAAGGAUGGGAACUUAUAGAACCCACACUGGAUGAACUGGACCAGAAAAUGAGAGAAGCUGAAACGGAACCUCAUGAAGGAAAACGAAAGGUGGAAGGCUUGUGGCCAGUCUUCAGGCUGCACCACCAGAAAUCACGAUAUAUCUUUGACCUCUUCUACAGGCGGAAAGCAAUUAGCAGAGAAUUGUACGAAUACUGUCUGAAAGAAAAUAUUGCGGACAAAAAUCUGAUUGCAAAGUGGAAGAAACAGGGGUAUGAAAACCUUUGCUGUCUACGCUGCAUCCAGACUCGUGACACAAACUUUGGUACAAACUGUGUAUGCCGCGUUCCAAAGGCAAAACUGGAAACUGGCAAGAUUGUGGAAUGUGUGCAUUGUGGGUGUCGUGGAUGUUCAGGGUGAAGGAUGCAUCUAUUACCAUUGAAGAUGAUAGACGUGUUACUGUGACUUUAGUUUCAUAUUUACAUAACAUGGCCAUUUUCAUUGGUAUAUAAAAUCAUUUUUGAUCAUUUGCACUUGACUUUGCCUAAUGCAACAUACACCCACAAAAGAAUUAUACUAGUAAUACAGGUGCAUUAUUUAUUUGUGUCACUCAAGCAAUAAACGAAAGUAUUUAAAUUCACAAACAUGCCCAUAUCCAAUUUCUGCCACUCAAAACCUAGCAUAGCAUACAAUCAUAUAAAGUCAAGUGCUUAGACCUUAAAAUGGCUUCUCUCUGUUCUCCCCAUAAAAUAAAGCAACAGCACUGUUGAAGAAAAAUCUUAAAUUUGAUGACUCUUCUGUUUAGGUAAUAAAAGCUGGUGAUUGAAAUUUUUUUUAUAUUUUGAUACUCGAAAAUCACAUUGUUUGCUCACUUUUCUUUUGAGAUUAGAAACACAAAACAAGAAGUAUAACCAUUAAAAAGAAUAAUCAGUAGCAGCACCUUUUAAAUGGAUAACUGGAAUGCCUGUUACCAGCAAAGUAAUGGUAUGCUUUUUGGGAGUCUAAUUUUGGUCAGUGCUACAACCCUGGCUUAGUGAUUUGGUCUUAGGCCUGCUGCCUUUGUUAUGGGUCAUGUACAUAAUAGUGCGAAGGAAUGUUAUAUAUGCCUGUGCUAUUUUACACGUUUAGAAGGCUUUCUGUUGUUUUCAAAUGCAUCACAAGAUUAUUAGUCAGUUCAUUUACUGCUUCAAGAAAUGUUGGUCACAAGUAGAAAGAGCUAUGUUGGAUUUUAUGUCUUUUAAUUCUGCAAGCAAAAAAGAACAUUCAAGACAAUUAAAGUUAACCAAACCUGAA
Molecule: messenger RNA, 1407 nt
Organism: Pomacea canaliculata
Lineage: Eukaryota; Metazoa; Mollusca; Gastropoda; Architaenioglossa; Ampullariidae
Product: protein BUD31 homolog
Exons: 4
Coding region: 100-534 (144 amino acids)
Biological process (GO): mRNA splicing, via spliceosome
Cellular component (GO): nucleus; spliceosomal complex
Source: RefSeq, a predicted model, not a curated record